AAUGAAUUAAGGUACCGAUCAAUAAGUCAUAGAUAAGGAUGAAGAGAUCAAGUAAUUAAAGUUAGAGGUUUAGGAAUGUAAAGAAAGGGAAAUUAGAUUCAAAGAGCUAUCUUAACAUCUGAGUCAAUUAGAAGGAAGGUAUUUUUGUAAUUUUAUGAUAAAAGAUAUAAUCAUUUGAAAGAUUAAAAAUCUGCAAGUGAGUAAUAGUUGAAAACAUAGAUUGAAUAAUAUUAAAAAAUGGUGAAAAUAUAAUAGAAGGAGAUAGAAAAUUUGAAAUAAUAAGUUUAGGAAUUGGAGGAUGAAUUAGUAGAGAAUGAAGAAUAAUAGAAGUAGCCAAACAAAAUAAUUGCAGAUGAAAAUCUUGUGAUUAAUAAAUUAAAUAGUGAGAAAACAUUAUUGGAUGAAGAAGUAAAGGGAUUAAAAGAGACAAUCAAAUAGUAUGAAAUGUAUAUUAGUUUAGAAUAAAACAAGAGUAUGAUAACAUUUGUAAAGAUUUCUAGUCUUUAAGUAAACAAAAUGACAUAAACAAAAGUUAAUUUACUUAAGUAAUGAUAUUUUGAAAUAAAUAAGAUUAAAGAGGAAUUAGUAUAAAAAAAUUAAGAAUUAAAACAUACAAGAAGACAAUAUUAAGAAGCUUUGAAUUAUAUCAGUUAAUAAUAACCAAAUGCUCCAUUCCAAAAUAAUUCAGCUAUAAAUGAAUUAACAUAGACUAAUCAAUAAUUGUUGACUCAAAAUUAAUAACUAAAUAGAACAAUAUCAAAAUUAAAAUAAGAUUUAGAUCAUGUUAAGAAAGCACAUUAAGAGUCAUUAAUUGAAGCUGAUAUGUUAAGUAGAAGUUUAGAAUAAUCAUAAUUAUAAAGUGAAUAGAUUAAAAAUUAAAAAGAAGAUGUAAUGAUAUUUAAAUAAUAUGUAUAUAGAUUUCAUAGGAAUUAGAAAGAGUGAUUAGGAUUGAAGAAUAAUAAUUUUCAUAAAGAAUAUUAUUGUUAAGAUCUCUAAAAGAUGAACUAUAGGAUACAAAAUCAAGAAGUUUAUUGAAUUUGAGAAGAUAUAAUUAUUGAU
Molecule: messenger RNA, 1059 nt
Organism: Paramecium pentaurelia
Lineage: Eukaryota; Ciliophora; Oligohymenophorea; Peniculida; Parameciidae
Source: the annotation of a GenBank genome assembly